Molecule: messenger RNA, 510 nt
Organism: Microbotryum saponariae
Lineage: Eukaryota; Fungi; Basidiomycota; Microbotryomycetes; Microbotryales; Microbotryaceae
Source: the annotation of a GenBank genome assembly
AUGACGGUCAAACACGGUCACGACUGCCUCGGUGGCGCUGUGGAAAUCGUUCCAGACGCCCUGCUCUCUCGCGAGAGCAACCUGAGCAGCGCGCUGGCUUCCCUCGUCGGCAAGAUCGAUGGCAGGUCGCUUCCUCAGAGCCCCUUCGCAGCCCGUAACUGCUCCGCCCCGAUUUUCCGAGCAAACCCUAGCUGACCGUCUACGCUGUCCAUCACUGUGCUCCACUCAGUCGCCAUCAUCGACGGCGCUACCGCGUUCGCACGUCAGCGCCAUGCCGCGACGGACCGGGCGCAACACAACGAGCCGAAGCGAGGCCGGCUGUUCCUCAAUGCGAUCAUUCGACACCUCGAGGUAGUCAUUGCAGCGACGGCAAGGCGGAUCCAAGUGGUCGUGGUAUUUGAUCAUCCCAUCCUUCGGCCCAAGCUCAAGCAGGACACCGUGCUCGAUCGCCUAGAUCGCCAGAAACCGCAAGAGCCUUCCGAUAAAUCGACGGAUUUGAAAUCCGGCUAG